Messenger RNA from Carlito syrichta (Philippine tarsier), 750 nucleotides. RefSeq names its product chromosome unknown C9orf16 homolog (gene BBLN). NCBI's taxonomy places the organism in Eukaryota, Metazoa, Chordata, Mammalia, Primates, Tarsiidae. The record is from RefSeq and is a predicted model, not a curated record. The transcript has 3 exons. Bases 143 to 463 code for a protein of 106 amino acids.
CCAGGCUGAGAUCCUCCGCGGCGUUCCACCCUUCCGGCCCCGAGCUCUGUCCACCGCCUCCACCUUCCGCCCGGCGCCGGCUUUCGGCCCGACAGUCGCCGCGUUCCAUCGCCGCGCGGCCCCUGCGGCGCUUGGGCCCGCAAUGUCGGGCCCCAACGGGGACCUGGGCAUGCCGGUGGAGGCGGACGCGGAAGGCGAGGACGAUGGCUUCGGAGAAGCAGGUGCUGUCUCGGAUGCGGGGCGAGCUCCUGCGAGCGGGUCCCUGGAAACCACAGCGGUGACAGCUGUGGAAUACGCUGCCAUCAACUCCAUGCUGGACCAGAUCAACUCGUGCCUGGACCACCUGGAGGAAAAGAACGACCACCUCCACGCCCGCCUCCAGGAGCUGCUGGAGUCCAACCGGCAGACACGCCUCGAGUUCCAACAGCAGCUUGGGGAGGCCCCCAGCGAUGCCAGCCCCUAGGCUCCAGGGCCCCCGGUCAGGCCUCAGCCUUCCUGUGCUGGGCUCUGGCCUGGGCACUCCCACUCUGGCUUAGAUACCUCCUCAAAGGCUGGCUUUCAGAGUCCCCUGGUGGGUCUGUCCACCUGGCCACCCUUCUGGCAGUCCCCUUGGCCUGCCUGGGCCAGCCCCCACUAACUGCAUCCCUUCUGGGGGAUGGGGGUCGGCCUGCGACUACCCUCUUGUUGCCUGCCCUACUCUUAGGCCCUGCCCAGGCCUGAGUGACCACAUUAAACGGGUCUCCCACACCA